CAGGAAAUAAACAGGAAAGUGAUGGUUUUCAGGAUGAAGUUACUAAUUAUGACUGUGCUAUUUUACUAUGGGUGCUGUGAGGACACGGUGACAGUGAGGGAGCCCCCCGCGCGCCCCGCGCCCCCCGCCAACAGGAUCGUCAGGGGACACCCCACCACCGUCAAGACAUACCCUUACAUGGCGUAUUUAACUUUAUUUUUUACGAUGCGUGGUCAGAAACUGCUGCCAGAGGCCUGCGGGGGCGUGAUACUCACACAGCACCACGUGCUCACCGCUGCGCACUGCUUACAUCGAAAAAUCAAUGACACUACAGCUGUUACUGGCACUACCAUCUUGAGGGCAUCUGAAGUUGUCAUUCGCGUCGGAUCUACCUACAAUGACCGCGGAGGCUCAGAGCAUGCGACGUCCAAGAUCGUGGUCCACGAGGACUACAAAUAUUCGGAGCUUCGAAGAUUCGAAAAAGACAACGACGUGGCAGUGUUGGUGCUGCCGACCAGUAUAAGCAACUACCGGAGCAGCUCGGUGCAGCCAGCCGCCAUGCCCCCGAGGGGGUAUGUGGUCCCGGACAACGCGUCUGUGGUAGCUGUCGGGUGGGGACAGACUGAUAUGAAAUGCAACAAGUCAACCCCCCUCGGCCUGCGGCACGUGGGGCUGCGCACGGUGGACCGAGACACCUGCGCCGCGCGGUGGGGGGCUCCGGCCGUAGACUCCAUGCUCUGCGCGGCGCUGCUUGAUGUUGGAGGAGCUGGUGUUUGUAUGGGUGACUCAGGUGGUCCCCUGGUGUACAACGGGGUGGUGGUGGGGGUGGCCGCGUUUAUUAUGACAUGCGACGAUUCCUUCUACCCUCAUGUGUUCAUGCGCGUCUCUAGCUAUAUCGACUGGAUCAACAACACUGUAAGUCAAAACCAGGUUGUGGCUGUGCACAAGAACAGUCACAACACCGCCGUGGCAGCUGACGUCACCAGUCUGAUGCUACUCGCCUUCGCAACGUCAAUUUGGAUAUUGUUUUCCGAAAUCUGAUUAUUUUUUUAAGUAAGAUGAUAGUUUUACACCCAGUUGCAGAAACGUCCUUUAAGUUUUAAAAACAUCAUUAAACCUUAAAGUCCAAUUAAGUCGUUGCAGAAAAGCACUUUAAUGUGACGUUUUAUGAGACUUUUAAAUUUAUCUAAUGAAAUGUCAAAUUUACCCUAAUGAAAUGUCAAUGUCGUUUUUUCUUCACUUUUGCGUUGCACAAAGCCACAUUAGCCACUAAAGUGACUUUAUUUUGACGUUUGGUCCCUUCAAAUAUACUUCAAAUCUAAUGAGCCAAAAAGCAUCCAUUAUAACCAAUUUUAAAAUUAUUUUCUUAUAAUAAUUUAUGUAUUUGAAACUAUUUCAAUCAGUGUAAUGUCUUAAACAGAAUUGUAAUCGUUAUUAUAGCAGAGGAAAACAUGUAUGUGCUUGAAUCGGAACCAAUACACAAGUACUCAUUACCAAAAUUUCGCAAUCUAUCUAUGCAGUGUUAUCUCUUUAUAAAUAAAAAACAGUAUUUAAAAAUUGUAUUUUUAAUGUUUAAUAUUACUACAAUAGUAGGUAAUUCAUAUUUAUAACUAUGAUUGUUGAAUAAAAGUUAUCUAUUCAAUUCUCUGCGGGUUGUUAGUGCCUGCACCUCUGGCUCUCUGAUGAAACCUGCCCAGCCUGCGUCUGCAUAUCCACAAAGCGGCUUUCCUGUACUUCUUCAAUACGUACAACCCGCGCAAAGUUUCUAGACACCUGGCCCAAAAAUCUACCCCUCUCCCCUUUCCCCGCGCGAGGCCCCGCUCUCGUCCUUUUUUAGCGUUAGCAUAAGAAUUAUCAGACGAUUACCUAACAAUAAAUAUUUUUU
Plutella xylostella (diamondback moth) is the source of this 1864-nucleotide messenger RNA. Its product is annotated as trypsin, alkaline B-like. Lineage: Eukaryota; Metazoa; Arthropoda; Insecta; Lepidoptera; Plutellidae. The record is from RefSeq and is a predicted model, not a curated record. Gene Ontology annotation, biological process: proteolysis. Gene Ontology annotation, molecular function: serine-type endopeptidase activity.